Molecule: messenger RNA, 7118 nt
Organism: Hemiscyllium ocellatum (epaulette shark)
Lineage: Eukaryota; Metazoa; Chordata; Chondrichthyes; Orectolobiformes; Hemiscylliidae
Gene: col24a1
Product: collagen alpha-1(XXIV) chain
Exons: 60
Coding region: 324-5525 (1733 amino acids)
Molecular function (GO): extracellular matrix structural constituent
Source: RefSeq, a predicted model, not a curated record
GGUUAAUACUGCACUGGGGAACAAGAGCAUGUGCGGGGGAGGGCUCCUGACACCCACGUUAGCAAUGAGCCAGCAACUCUGCUGUGUAGGACAGAACUCGAGUCAGGUCUGACAGAGAGAAGGAGAACUGUGUGUGUCAGAGAGAGAGAGAGAGGUUCCUGGCUCCCCCCUACCCCCCCUGGUUGGACAUCAUGCAGACGGUGUAGCAGGUCUGAGGGAAUUCGGGGGUCGCUCGGGUCGACUUUGCAAACUGCAGAUGAAUCAGCGCCGCUGUCGAGUUUUGUUUUCGCUUCGGAUUACGCUGCCGGGACAAAUGCAUACAAAUGCAUUUAGGAGCCCAAAGGACACGCCGUGGAUUCAUCUCUCCCGCCGGCAAACCGAAAUCCCUCCUUUUCUUGGUAACAAUAUGUUUGACGGCUGGAAUUGCACCAACCCACAUCCAAGGUGUAGACAUUCUCCAAAAACUUGGUCUUACAGACGAUGGAACACGCUCUUCAUCAGGAUCACCUUCCCAACAACCAUCGCUCUCGCUACCUCGGGGAAUCACAGCAACAGAGAAUGGCAUUAUUCUGUCAAGUGACGCACACAUUGAAGCUGCAGUCACAAGCAUAAUGCCAUUAGACACCAGCAAUGACUUCACUAUACUUGUUAGUCUCUGCUCUCAUCGAGUCAACAACGCUUUCCUCGUUAGUAUUAGAAAUAAGAACAGACUGCAGUUUGGUGUACAGGUUUUACCAAGAAAAUUAGUUGUGUAUGCUGCUGAGAAGCAAUCUGUAUAUUUUGCAUAUAAUGCUCACAAUGGGCAAUGGCAUUCAUUUGCCAUUUCAAUUAAAGGCAAAACUGCUACAUUUUCUUCCGAUUGUGGGGAGAAGCUCAUCAGUAAGGAGCUGCUCGUCAAACCACAGAAAUUUGUUUCCGGCAGCAAGUUCACCUUAGGAAGGAUGAACUGGAAUGCAGUUCCAUUUGAAGGUGUCUUGUGUCAGCUGGAUAUUUAUCCCGAUGCACAAGCUUUGUUGAACUAUUGCAAUUACAUGAAGAAGCAAUGUCGCCUGGCUGACACUUACCGAUCCCUGUCACCCUCACUUUCCACUACAUCUCCCGAAGUUACCAACUCAAGCUUGGGAGACACAAGAUCUUCACUGAGUGAAGAGAUGCAAGGAAGUUCAACACCAACAUCAACCCAUACCACAAGUACACAUGGACAAAAUAUUACUGAUGAAGAUGAAUAUUUAGGCCACUCAUUAGAUGGAGUUGUUGAAACCAAUACUCAAAGGAACUUGGAAGAAUCAAAGAUUUUGACCCAAUUACCUCCAACGUCAACCCCUCAUUUCAAUGAUACAACAAGAUCGCACUCAUGGACUGACUCAAGGCUUGACUCUGACCCUGUCCAGGUUCUCCUUGACCGAACUUCCAACUCAAAUGUGAGAAAAUUCAAAGAAUUGUCCAGCAGGGAAGGAGCUGAAUCGAAAGCAGAUCAAUCUGAAAAUGUUACGGAGAAUGGAAAUGCAGAGAAUUCAAAGAUUUCUGAUGAAGAUUUCUCACCCUUGACUUCGCUGCUGAAACAACCCACGAUAAAAGAAAGCCUUAGAAAUGUAAACCACCCUGAGGUCACAAAGGAAAUUUCAGACCAGCUUCUUGAAAUACAGAUGAUCAAUGCAACACUGUACAGAACAUCAACAGACACCUCUUCACUAAAUCAGAACAGUUUAUGGGAUGAGAACGGUUACUCGCCUGUGGACUCAGAUCACAACGUGGAAAAUUCACAAGAAAUUGAUAUUGAAAACUACGAUUACGAUUAUGAAGACUUCCUCGAUUAUUUAGAUUAUGAAGGCUUACCUGGGCCAAAGGGGGAUCCAGGACCACCUGGUCCCCCAGGUCCACCUGGUGCAACGGGUCCUCCUGGGAAACGGGGAGCGAGGGGUUUACCAGGACAACAUGGGAACCCAGGCUUACCAGGACUACCGGGCCCGAAGGGCCCCAAAGGCGAACCUGGCUUAUUCCCCAUUAAAGCACCAUCUGGCGAACAGGGGGAUCCAGGUCCCAUCGGUCCAGUUGGCCCUCCUGGUCCAUCAGGUCAAAAGGGUCCCAAAGGAUAUCCAGGGGCACUUGGACCUCCAGGGGAACGUGGUCCUCCCGGGCUGGCUGGAAAUCCUGGAGUGAGUGGAUACCCAGGCAGGCAGGGUUUGGUUGGGCCGAAGGGAAAGCCUGGCCCGAAAGGUAGACGGGGGUUUAUCGGGCCUCCUGGGAUGGUAGGACCACCUGGGCCAGAAGGUAAAAAGGGUAUUGCUGGACCCCGUGGGAAAAAGGGACCCAAGGGGAGACCGGGAUAUCCAGGUGCUAUUGGAGCAAGAGGCCCUCCUGGUUCUGAUGGCAACCUAGGAUUGCUCGGAGGAAUUGGUCAACCUGGAUUUCCUGGCCUCACUGGUGAUGUAGGUCCUUCAGGAUUAAUCGGUCUCCCAGGAAUCCCAGGGCCUCAGGGUCUGAUGGGAAGUGCUGGACCACCUGGAUUGAAAGGUGAUAAGGGGGAUCAUGGUGUGUUGGGUGCACCUGGGGAGCGAGGAUAUCCUGGUGACCGGGGAGCAACUGGUUUGCCUGGACCACCAGGAAUGAGAGGGAAAUCAGGACCACAGGGUAAAGUUGGAGAUCCUGGGCCCCAAGGUUUACCAGGUCCUCCAGGACCAGAGGGGUUUCCAGGGGACAUUGGCUUACCGGGCCCUAAUGGACCACAAGGUACGAAGGGAGUUCCAGGUGACAGAGGACCAUUAGGACCCCAGGGAGCAAAGGGACAACAGGGGGACGAAGGCCCACUGGGACCUCCAGGAAGUCAUGGACCACUGGGAAGACCUGGUCGAAAAGGAUACCCCGGAGUGCUUGGAUUAGACGGCAUUAAGGGAGAGCAGGGAGAUUUGGGAAACAUUGGGAAGAUUGGAGAACAGGGUCCUGUUGGCUUGCCCGGUCCUAGAGGCCCCUCAGGAAUAGUUGGUGAGAAGGGAGACCGUGGUGAACCAGGUCCUCUAGGACCACCUGGAGAGAAGGGAUCCAUGGGUUACAUGGGACCUCCAGGUUUACCCGGUCCUGUCGGAGAACAGGGACAGCGAGGUCUACCAGGACGGAGAGGAUCAUCAGGGUCACCCGGUGCCAAAGGGAGAAGGGGACCAAGAGGGCCGGAUGGAUCUCCAGGAGAACCAGGGCCCCAAGGGAACAAGGGAGAAAGAGGUGAUCUGGGCGAAAAAGGUGAAUCUGGAGUUAUUGGAAAAGCUGGGAAUCCUGGAGAGCGGGGAGCACAGGGUCCCCCGGGAUUGACAGGAUCUCCUGGGAGCACUGGAGAGAUGGGACCUCCUGGAAAACCAGGCCCUCGAGGCCAACCUGGUGAAGUUGGUACUGUCGGAGGGAUUGGUCCGGAGGGACCUCCAGGAGCAAUGGGAGAUCCGGGGCACCCAGGGGAACCUGGAUUCAAGGGUGAAUUAGGACCAGCUGGAAACAUUGGAGAACCAGGACAAACCGGUUUGAGGGGAGAGCCAGGUCCAGUGGGAGAAGAUGGAAUACAAGGAAAAGAUGGGAUCAAGGGUGAACUGGGUAAUCCAGGUCCGAAGGGGGAGAUGGGGGAGAAGGGGGACACUGGAGCUCGAGGAGUUGCUGGUCCAGUUGGAGCCUCUGGAAUUAAUGGAAUGCCGGGACCUGAAGGGAAACGGGGAAAACCAGGACAGCGAGGGCGCUCAGGGAAAAAGGGGGAGAAGGGACACCGGGCACCUCCUGGGGAACAGGGAGAUCGAGGUGAACAAGGACCACGAGGAGAGGCAGGGCCCAAAGGAGUGAGGGGCUCUCGAGGAUCAAUGGGGCCUCCUGGUUUGAUGGGACCAAUAGGGGAGCCAGGACUUGUGGGAUAUCCGGGUCAUCAAGGGCCAUCGGGACCUCAAGGACCCCCAGGACCAAAGGGAGAGAAGGGGUAUCCAGGAGACGACAGUGCUGAGAUCGGACUCCCUGGGCCUCUAGGUGAACCAGGUCCUGUAGGUCCUCGUGGAGAUAGUGGUGAACCAGGAGAUGAAGGGUUUAAGGGUUACGCAGGGUUGCCAGGACUGAGGGGAGCUGCAGGACAGCAAGGAUUGCCGGGAGAUUCAGGUGAUCCCGGAGAGCAAGGGCUUAAAGGAGAAAAAGGAAAGCAGGGCCAAAAAGGGGCGAAAGGAUCACCUGGAGAGCCGGGGAAACCAGGAUUAUCAGGAAUCACAGGACCACCUGGGAAAAGAGGAGCAGAGGGACAGCCAGGAUUGAGGGGAAAGCCAGGGAAUGUCGGAAAGACAGGAAUUCCUGGAAAUCCUGGGCGACCUGGCAAUCUGGGUGAUCUUGGGAUGGUUGGACUGGCUGGUGCCCCUGGACCAAGGGGUGCUCCCGGAGAACCAGGUCUGGUGGGUGACAGAGGAAGACGGGGACCAAAGGGUGAGAAAGGGUUACCGGGUCAACCUGGACUCCAAGGAAACCAAAGGGGACGUGCUGGAGUGCAGGGCGAUCAGGGAGCCUUUGGGGAGCCUGGGCCGAAAGGACGAAAGGGAGAUGGUGGUGAUCGAGGUUUGAUGGGAUUUCCUGGCUUUCAAGGUCCAAAAGGUCCAGUUGGAGAUAUUGGUUAUAAAGGAAUUCAAGGUCCAAAGGGUCCAAUGGGAUUGUUUGGAAACACUGGACCAUUUGGACCCACUGGAAUUAUCGGUCCUGCUGGGAAACCGGGACCAAAGGGAGUGAAAGGAGCCAGGGGGGAAAUGGGACCUGCAGGACCACAAGGCCAGCCUGGACCACCUGGUCCUCCUGGGUCACCUGGUCCAUUGAGACAUUCGGAUAUUAAUACCGCGAUCCGAGCCUUGAUUGCAUCCAGUGAAGCCCUGCAGUUUGAGAGUUACCAGAACACUGAAGUCGCACACAUGGAGCAAGGAAUGGGGAUAUUCAAAACUUUACACUAUCUCAGCAGUCUGAUGCAAAAUAUCAAGAACCCCCUGGGAACCAAGGAACAUCCUGUUCGGGUUUGCCGGGAUUUGUUGAACUGUGAAAGUCAACUAUCUAACGAUAAAUACUGGAUCGACCCCAACCUGGGCUGCUCUUCAGAUACUAUCGAAGUAUUCUGUAAUUUUAACACUGGCGGCCAGACGUGUUUACACCCUGUCACUACAUCCAAGCUGGAUUUUGGAAUUGGAAAAGUACAGAUGAAUUUUUUACAUUUGCUCAGUUCUGAAGCCACACAGACCAUUACAAUACACUGUCUCAACUUCCCAGUUUGGAAGAACACUACCAACAAGGAUCCCUACGCUAAUUCCAUACACUUCAGAGGAUGGAAUGGCCAAAUAUUUAAACCAAAUACAGUAUUUCAACCCAAAGUUAUAAGGGAUGGGUGCAAGAUUCAAGAUGGGACAUGGCGACAGACACAAUUUGUUUUCGACACUCAGGUUGUUGGUCAACUUCCGAUCGUUGAAAUUCACGAGCUCCCUCAUGUCACAUCAGCGAGACAGUACCGGGUAGAAAUUGGUCCAGUGUGCUUUCUGUAGGAGGACACCGGAACUGAGUUACCCUCAUUAACUCGGUCAGGAAGCCAGCCUCCCUGGAGCUGUCAGCUUUUGGAGAGAUUAUCUCUGUUCGCUGUGGAGCGUUCAGGAACAUUUUUGAUUCAAACUGACUCCUCAGGAAGAGUGAAUUGAUGCCUCUCUGUCUCAGUCACUGCGGUUAGCUGGAAAUGAAGGCAUUUGAUGUAUCGGGCACAAUAUUCUGUGCUCCAAGUCAUAGUUCUGACCCCAAUGGUCAUGGAAUCUUUCAGUAAUGUAUCAGUUGUGAUUUCAGCUCCAAUCACUUAGUCAAGACUGAGAAAGAAAGACCCUUAAUAGCACUGAAGACUACUUGUUGCAGAAAGGUGCAAUGUCUUCCGAUGAGAGGUGGAAGACAGCUCGGAACAAGUGCGCAGUUUUAUCUAAUCUUGUCCAAAUGUGGAAGAGUCCUCUACCUCUGAGUCGCUGCCUGUUCCCAUCCGGACUCUGAUUUUGACAGGUCAGGAAGUUCCUCAUGUUCAACAGGCCUGUUUGUUGAGAGCCCUGUCUUGCCCACAUCCUGGAGGGACACAAGGUUAGGUCAGGGUGAUUCCCAAUCAGAUUCAGGCCAUUGUUGGUGUUUGAUACUGGCUCAGCAAUGAUCUUUCUGCUGUCUGUGCAGGUAAAUAUUGGUCCCCAACUGAGGAGGAUCUAAUUUAUCUGGAGCCAGGUUGAUUAUAAACACCACUUGAUGGUAAAAAGCUUGUCCCCAGUGCAUUUUGGAACAAUGCCCUUGUUUGGAUAUUGGGUGACAGAGUUGCCAGUGAGGACUCACUCUCCACUGAGAGGCAUGCCCCCUUGGCACCAACUCAACCUUCCACUUCCUUCCCUGUCCCCCCAACACCACCCCAAUUCCCAAACCCCAACAUUCCAAAGUGCAAGUUGUUGGACAGGUUCGAAAAGAGCAUAAGAAGUCCUGGUGCCAACACUCAGCAGAAGGCAUUCUGUCGUGGAGCACCAAGCACAGACACAGAGCCAUGCACCUACCUAUCCCACAUCUGGUAGUAGUUCAACAGGUGAGGUUCUUUGGGUCCACCUAGACCAAGGUGGGUACUGAAUCCUGGGGACUGACUUACACAUUGGCAUUCUCAGGUGAUGUCCCUUUCCCUGUCAUUCCUGAACCUCAGUGUUUGCUCAUGCGAUGGACAUCUCAUUUCAACAGAUACAGAUAGAAGGAACUGCACGCUAUAACUGCACACCACAUCUGCCUCCCGGGUGUCCUAGGUGCUAAUAUUAAUAAGGUGCUACGGUUUUGAUAUUAUGUUGUUUUUUGAAAUGUAUGUACUGGCUACAUUCAGUAUUUUUCUGUUUCAAAAGUACUUAUUUGGUCAUUUAUUUCUAUCAGAAACAUUAUUUAUAUGAACUGUGUAAUUAUACCAAUUGUGUCUUACAUUGUAUGGAAGUGCUGUACAGAUUGGCACAGUGUGUGUGUGGUGACUGUAGAUAGAUGAAAAUGCUUUGCUAGUUAGAGGAAUGUUGUAGAACAACUACAUGCUUUCUGUUCAGCUUUAAGGUUGUACCUUGCCUUUAUAUAUUAAAUUUUGAUCUCUCACUCAAGGA